AACGUCUCCGCCAUGAUCGGUGGUGGACCUGGUGGUGGUGGCGGUGGUGAUGGCGGAGAAGUCAGAGUUUUAAUGGCGAAAUCAUGAGCUGCCCGUGAGCCAGACGGCGACCUGCGGGAUCUGAAAUUUUCUCGCUCUUUUUCGAACCGCGCGCUCUCUCUCUCUCUCUUUCUCUCUCUUCCCCCUUCAUUCUCACUCUCUGAAGCAAUCGGCGAGUGAGGAAGACGAACAAGCAGAAGAAGAAGAAGCUGAGGAUCAGUAACGAUGAGGAAGAAACUCGGCACCCGUUUCCCCGCGUCGCGGAUAAAGAAGAUAAUGCAAGCUGAUGAGGAUGUUGGGAAGAUUGCAUUGGCAGUGCCUGUCUUAGUAUCAAAAGCUUUGGAGUUGUUCUUGCAGGACCUAUGUGACAGGACAUACGAAAUAACACUCCAAAGAGGAGCCAAGACAAUGAGUUCUUCGCAUCUAAAACAUUGCGUUCAGACGUAUAGUACGUUUGACUUCUUGAGGGAAAGCAUGAAGAAAGUCCCUGACAUUGGUGGUUCCGAUCCCAGGUGCAUCGACAGAAAUGCCACCAGAAGAAGAAAAAUAUCAAACGAUGAAGAUCUUGACACAUCUGAUGGAAAGCGUGCAAAGGCCGGAAUGCUGACGCAACAUCCUGGUAGAGGAGGACGUGGAAGGGGCCGGGGCCGGGGCCGAGGAAGAGGAAGAUCAGCUCCUAGCUGCAGGCCAAAUGAGGACAGGUCCCAGGGGCAUGAUGAUGACUUGGGCAUGUCUUCUCAGCAUGAUGAUGAACAAGAUGAUGCUAAAAUCGAAAAAAUGGAGGGUCGUAGUGAAGAAAAAGAUGCAGGUUGCACAAAUAGCAAAACGGCCACAGAGAGUUUAACAGAAAACAAGGGACCUAAUGUAGAAGAGGCAGCUAAAGUGAAUGCCAAUCAUAAUAAUGAGUACUUGGUCUGGGCUGAUGUGGACAACAUGGGCAUAGAGUCAUCACAGUUUUUGCACCUAAACAAGACACUAGAAGCAGAAGAGGACUAUGACAAUUAUGAAGAAUGAAGCCUUUCAAUUGUUUAUAGAUCUCCGCAAACAAUUGUAUAAUAUUUUCCGCAGCAACUUAAAAUUAGCUUUGUUGUU
Molecule: messenger RNA, 1131 nt
Organism: Nymphaea colorata (pocket water lily)
Lineage: Eukaryota; Viridiplantae; Streptophyta; Magnoliopsida; Nymphaeales; Nymphaeaceae
Exons: 6
Coding region: 265-1053 (262 amino acids)
Biological process (GO): regulation of DNA-templated transcription
Cellular component (GO): nucleus
Molecular function (GO): protein heterodimerization activity
Source: RefSeq, a predicted model, not a curated record